UCACUCUCAUUUUCAAACCAAGGAUUCUCCCUUCACUUCGACAUCUCGCCAGUGUGAGGGUCGCCAGGGCCGAUGGGUGGAAACUGCCAUGAGGAUCAGUUCUUGGAUCCUUUGCUUAAAAGAUGUAUACGCUGUAAUACGGUAUGCAAGGAAACACAUGUCCAUGCCAGAUGCACCAGUUACUGCGAGUCUGCAGUUUGUAAAGCACAGCCUGGCCACUACUAUGAUGGGCUGCUGAAGAAAUGUGUAAGGUGUGCUGAAGUUUGUGCUGGACCUCCACCAGAAUGCUCCCACCACUGCCAGAAGACAUUCUUCUCAUCGAUCUCCCAAGCACCGCCACAUUUCGCGACCACUAAAAAACUUCUGGUUGAAGUUACCUCACAAAUACCGAAUUCCAGAGAGACCUCAAAGGUGACAACCUUGGAAGACUCCACUAUUCUGCUCUACUCCCUGCUGUCCCUGUGCAUGCUGCUGCUGUUCUUUAGUUUGUCUUUAGCCUUAGUAGCCUUAGUGAGGAAAACCAGGGCCAAAACCUCCAUCCCAGAACCCAGAGAGGCUAACCACAACCAGGAGAGGGUGGUCACGAUGGGUAAGGUGGUUGACCAACCUCAGCAGAACUCUACAGAUUUUGUAUCAAAUUCAUAUCGCCCCACUGAUCGCGAGCCAUCAUAUGACUCCAGCCCGACUGAGACCUGUGUGUGUGUCCACUGUUUCCCUGAUUUGAAAGGACAAAGCCAGAGCAAUGACAGACCACUGACAGCACCUUACUCAUUCUCCCAACAGCCUAUCCUCCAUAAAGCCCAGAUGCAAACGGGAGGGCCUGUCUGGACUGAAGGGAACCUGUACCAGUCUAGACUGGAGGUGCAGGAGGGGCCUGAACUGGGAUAAGGCUCAUUGGUUGUCUAACAGUAAAUUUGGAAUGGCCAAAUGUUACCCCAGAACAUAAGAGAUUAUCAGUGUACUGGAUCUUUUUAACCAGACUAUGGAUACUGUCACAGAGCAGUAAAAUGCAUAUUUAAACAAUAUCACUGAAAUGUGGCAGAGUUGACUAACAACCCUGAUUCAAAGAGUUAAGAUGCUAUGUUAAACCUGAAUAAAAACAGAUUGCAAUGAUUUGCUGAUCCCUAUAUACCUAUAUUCAACUGAAUACAGUACAAAGACAAGAUAUUUAAUAUUCAAACCAAUACUCCUAAUUGUGUGGGUAAAAAAAAUCAGUUUAACAUUUUUAAUGUACAAGUGAAAGACAUUUAGGUUUUUCACCAUCUAAAAAAUAUCAUAUCAUCAGAAAAAUUUGGAAAAUCUUCACACGCAACAGCAAGGGUGAAAGCCAGUAGGGAAUGCCUGUGACCUUCGCCGCCCCAGGCAGCACUGCAUCAGAAACCGACAUGACUGUAUCAAGGAAAUUACUAUAUGGGCUCAGAAACAUUUUUCGGUAAAUCCAGUUUGUUACUGCAUAAACAAAUGCAAGUUAAGGCUCUACCAUGCCAAGUGAGCCACAUAUCAACAAUAUCCUAAAACCCCCAAAAACUUCUGUGUGCCAGAACCCAUUUGAGGCAGAUUGGCACAACAUGGAAAAGUGUGCUGUGGUCUGAAGAGUCCACAUUUCAAAUUGUUUUUAGAAAUCUGUAAAUGCACUAUGAAUGCUUAAGGUACAUACAGGUUUUGUAGCAACAUAUGCUGCCAUCCAUCCUGGGACAAAGUCCCAUGUUUGACCAAUCCAUCCACCUUGUCCCUAUGCAGACUGUGUCACUCUUAACCCCACGCCACCUGACUUUCUACUUUGUUCCCAUCAUAAUUAUGAUGGCCACCAGAAGAUGCUCCCUAACAGUAAACUUAAACAUGGGUCGUAAUAAGCUGCUUGUAAAAACUUACCUGUGGGGUCAUUUUGGAGGAAGGACAGUCUCAAAAGAAUAUAAGAGCGACAAGUGACAACAAUGAUGAGCUCAGAGCUCAAGAGUGCUGGGAUUUCCCCUGUUGGGAACUGUCCAUUGUUUCAACGACCCAAAAUUCCAAAUCCCUGUUAGUUCAAAAAAUGUCCCAUUGGACAAAAACCCUGUCAUCCCAAAAACAAACGUUCCAAAGACCUGUUUCUCUGAAAAUACAUACACCCUAAAAUUAGACAACCAAAUCGCCAGAAAAGUCUUCACCUUAGUUUCUGCAUACCAUGGAUCCAUGGUAUUGAUUUAGCAUACCAUUGAUUUAGAGACAAAACCAUUUGGUAAUUUUAAGGAUAAUAUGUUUGGGCUUAAAAACAACCAUAUUUGGUGACAAAAAAGUAGCUAGAAAAGCAGGGACAAGGCAGUGAAAAACACCCAAGAUUGGCCGCUGAAAAACUUAUAUUACUUGCAAGCAGUGUGUACUUUUAUAAAGCAACGGCCUUUCACCUUUUUAUGAUAACAGGGUGUCGGAGAAAUGCGCUUUCAGUCCAAUGAGACAAUUGCGAGUAAAGAAACUUCGGAAUUUUGGGUCCUCUGUAGGGACUUCAAGUUUCAAAAAUUCUGUGUGCAAGCACGGGCAAAAAUAUGUAUGUAAAUUGUGUGUAUAGUGUUAUGUAUGUAUUUGUUGUGUGAUGGUUAUGGUUUUGUAUCCUCUCAUUGUACUUGCUUUGCCCCAUGAAGGAACAAUAAAAAUCUCAUUAUCAGA
Messenger RNA from Plectropomus leopardus (leopard coralgrouper), 2643 nucleotides. RefSeq names its product TNF receptor superfamily member 13B (gene tnfrsf13b). The record is from RefSeq and is a predicted model, not a curated record. NCBI's taxonomy places the organism in Eukaryota, Metazoa, Chordata, Actinopteri, Perciformes, Serranidae. Gene Ontology annotation, biological process: B cell homeostasis; hematopoietic progenitor cell differentiation; negative regulation of B cell proliferation. Gene Ontology annotation, cellular component: plasma membrane. Gene Ontology annotation, molecular function: protein binding.